CGGGAUGCCUCGCCGCCUCUGGCUGGGCCUGGCCUGGCUGCUGCUGGCGCGGGCACCGGGCGCUCCGGGCGGAUACCCGCAUCUGGAGGGCGACGUGCGCUGGCGCCGCCUCUUCUCCUCCACCCACUUUUUCCUGCGUGUGGAUCCUGGUGGUCGGGUGCAGGGGACGCGUUGGCGGCACGGCCAGGACAGUAUUGUUGAGAUCCGUUCUGUCCGUGUGGGCACUGUGGUGAUCAAAGCUGUGUACUCAGGCUUCUAUGUGGCCAUGAAUCGCAGGGGCCGCCUCUAUGGCUCGCGGGUCUACUCUGCGGACUGUAGGUUCCAGGAGCGCAUCGAGGAGAACGGCUACAACACUUACGCCUCACGACGGUGGAGGCACCACGGCCGACCCAUGUUCUUGGCACUUGACAGCCAAGGCAUUCCCAGGCAAGGCAGACGGACUCGACGGCACCAACUGUCCACACACUUCCUGCCAGUACUGGUCUCGUCUUGAAGGGCCUGCCGAAGGUUCAGGAGGCAUGGGCGGUACACAGGGCCUGCAAGAUCUGGAGCUGAGCAGCAAAGGGCCAGACCAGAGAUCCUGGGCCCACACAUGUCUUUCUUUAUGUCACAAGCUGGGUGCCUGUUGGCUGCCAGGCAUGGAGACAUGGCGGGGUCCCUGCAGCUGAGGCCAACGCUCAGGGGGAUUCACAGACUGGCAGUUUCCAUCCAUUUAGUUUGGAGGUGAGCACAGCAGAGAGGCUUGGAGGUGGGGACACAUCAGGUGGAUGAGGAAAGUAAAGACAGGGAGGACCAGGGAGGGUGGACAUGUGGAGGGCAGGGCCCAGGUCAGCGGGAACAGACAUAUUAGCCCAUGUGGCCAGAGUAGGGGACUUAAGUUAAGAGCACAUCUUGCUCUUCCAAGGGGCCUGAGUUUAGUUCUCCCACAUCGGGCCGCUCAUAACCCCUCUACCCCCCAUCCCCACCCCAGAGGGUCUGACUCCCUCUUCUGCUCUCUGCAGGCAUCUGUGCUCAUGUGCACCUACUGUGCACCCAUACACA
Grammomys surdaster is the source of this 1041-nucleotide messenger RNA. RefSeq names its product fibroblast growth factor 22 (gene Fgf22). Bases 5 to 493 code for a protein of 162 amino acids. The record is from RefSeq and is a predicted model, not a curated record. NCBI's taxonomy places the organism in Eukaryota, Metazoa, Chordata, Mammalia, Rodentia, Muridae. The transcript has 3 exons. Gene Ontology annotation, cellular component: cytoplasm. Gene Ontology annotation, molecular function: fibroblast growth factor receptor binding; growth factor activity. Gene Ontology annotation, biological process: positive regulation of protein phosphorylation; positive regulation of gene expression; animal organ morphogenesis.